GCGGCACUCCAGAGAGGACAAAAGGCGCCCUGUCCGCCGCUUCCCGGCCGUAGAGACUACAUCUCCCGUGGUGCCUCACGCGGCGGCUGGGCUACGGUGUCCGGCAGACAUGGAGGCUGUUUCCGAGGGGGCGGGGCCCGACUUGCUGGCGGCGGCGGCGGCUGUGGAAGGGCUCGCGGAGGAGCACCCGGAGCCUCCAGCCGCUGGAGAGAUGGUCGAGCGAGGAGGAGGAGGGUCCCCUCCGCAGCAACGGAGACGGGCCGCCGGAGGUGGAGGGGAUGCCCGGAGAGGCGCAGGAGAUGGCGCGGGUCCCCCCGACGGCGCUGUCGUCGCCGCCGAUAACGACUUCAGGUGCGCCUCCCGAGGAACGGAGUGCCACAAAAUUCAGGACUCUCUGCUGAGCUCUGCCAGUGGCUACAGCAACUACCGGGGGAUCUUGAACUGGUGCGUUGUCAUGCUGAUCUUGAGCAACGCCCGCCUCUUCCUGGAGAACCUCAUCAAGUACGGCAUCUUGGUGGAUCCCAUCCAGGUCAUCUCCUUGUUCCUGAAGGACCCCUAUAGCUGGCCAUCUCCAUGCCUUGUUAUCGGGGCCAACACGUUUGCACUCGUGGCUCUGCACCUAGAGAAGAGGCUGGCCGUGGGCUCCUUGUCGGAGCGCAGUGGGACUGUCCUCCACACUCUCAACCUCCUAACAAUCUUAUGCUUCCCUGUGUUUGUGGUGCUGUCGGUCGACUCCAUCACGCCAGUUGGGGCUGUCUUCGCUCUGGCCAUCCACACCAUCGUCUUCCUCAAGCUCUUCUCCUUCACGGAUGUCAACAAGUGGUGCCGGGAGAAGAGGCACUCCAAAGCCGCCCGCGUCCGCUCCGUUUCUGGGUCACAAAGAGCCAAUGGGGACGUGGCCUCGAGCGGCGUGGCUUACCCAGCAAACCUGACCUAUAAAGAUCUGUACUACUUCCUGUUUGCACCCACCUUGUGCUAUGAGCUGAACUUCCCUCGUUCUCCUCGCAUCCGCAAGCGCUUUCUGCUGCGUAGGCUCUCUGAGAUGCUCUUCUUCCUCCAGCUGAUGGUGGGGCUGAUUCAGCAGUGGAUUGUUCCCACAAUUCAGAACUCCAUGAAGCCUUUCCGGGACAUGGACUAUUCCAGGAUUAUUGAGCGCCUCCUGAAGCUGGCUGUCCCCAACCAUCUGAUCUGGCUCAUCUUCUUCUACUGGUUCUUCCACUCCAGCCUCAAUGUGAUAGCUGAAGUCAUGCAGUUUGGAGAUCGGGAGUUCUACAGGGACUGGUGGAACUCAGAGUCUGUGACUUAUUUUUGGCAGAACUGGAACAUCCCAGUCCACAAGUGGUGCCUCAGGCAUUUCUACAAGCCCAUGAUCAAGAGGGGUGUUGGGAAAUGGACAGCUCAGACAGCCGUGUUCUUGGCGUCUGCAUUCUUCCAUGAGUACCUGGUAAGCGUGCCCUUGAAGAUGUUCCGGCCCUGGGCGUUCAUGGGGAUGAUGACACAGAUUCCUCUGGCCUGGUUUGUGGGACGAUUUCUUCGGGGCAACUAUGGCAAUGCUGCUGUGUGGAUAUCCCUGAUCAUUGGGCAGCCCGUUGCUGUCCUCAUGUACGUCCACGACUACUAUGUGCUCAACUACGAAGGAGGCCAGUGACCUGGGGCGGAGGAGGUCGCAGCGAAGCCCCUUUUCCUCUUGAGAGCAGCAGGACCCCUGGUGAGGGCGGAACGACUUAGCCUGCCUGCUGUCUCCUGGGAGCCCCAAAACUCACCAUAGCACCAGCAUGGGCAGAGAUGCUACUGCCGUCAUCUUUGCUCUGGAAAGUUGCCGUGUGUGAUCUUUUUACGUUUGUGUGUGUGUGUGUGUGUACAACGGCUGCUUGUCAGGUACUCUUCUGAGCCGGAAGAUUGGAUCAAUGCAAUAACCGUCAGCAUACCCAGAUUUUCCAGCUGUGCCUCGGGCAGAAUUGAUGCUUGGGGCCGGUACCUGGGCUGGUAAUUUUCCAGGUUACCUCUGUGAGCCUUUGUCGGUGGGGAAGCUCACAUCUCCUUGAGCCUGUCCAGUAGAAAUGCAGUUUGAAUCCUGCUAUGCCGUGGGCAGAGGGGGUGGGGUGAGCAGGACUUUGCAUUUCCCUUUGCAAAAGGGGGGGAUGGUCUGAGCUUCUUGCAGAGCCUGCGUGGCCUCCGAACGUGCAGGCAACGGCAGCUCCCCCCAGUCGGUGCUGCCUACAAGGCACUUUAAAGGACUCUCGUUUGCUUGGUUAUUUUUCGUCCACUCCAAGACUGUUGGGCAUUCAGUUCUGUCCUCGUUUGUGGUUACUGGCAGCUCUGCCGUAACGAAAGGGGCAGCUUCCCCUUCCAUUGGCCUUAAGCCCCAAGGCCUUAUGGGAAUAAGGAACACUGGCCCACGGGGCUUCUGUGGCCGGUCUUGGUACUGCCUUUAAUGGCAACCGCUGGUUGAGGCUCUCUCUUGGUGCACCUUGUUUGAAUUCAUAGGAGUUUUUUCCUAGAGCUGCCUCAGUUCUCUCCCGUCUCCUACCCCAUGAUCCGUCCUUGCUGCAUGGGAGCAGAGCUCCAGCAGCUCAUGAGGCCCUGCCACAGUGUCAUGGCACCCUGCUCCUGACAGCAGUGGUGGCCGCUGCUGCUGCCCAACUCUUCUCAGCCAAGAUAGUUCUUGGCUGUGUGUGGUCCUUGCCAUGCUUUGUCAACCCAGCAACUUUUUAAGAGUUUGCAGACUUUAUCUGCCCAGUACAAAGUGAUUAAAGCAUAUUUUGCAAAAUA
Molecule: messenger RNA, 2772 nt
Organism: Rhineura floridana
Lineage: Eukaryota; Metazoa; Chordata; Lepidosauria; Squamata; Rhineuridae
Gene: DGAT1
Product: diacylglycerol O-acyltransferase 1
Exons: 17
Coding region: 110-1648 (512 amino acids)
Biological process (GO): triglyceride biosynthetic process
Cellular component (GO): endoplasmic reticulum membrane
Molecular function (GO): diacylglycerol O-acyltransferase activity
Source: RefSeq, a predicted model, not a curated record